AUGGGCCGCCAGCAUAACAGCCACCACCACCACACGGCCACAGAUGGCGGCGGCGGCGGAGGCCUCUCUCAGCGCGUCAACAGCCCCCGAUUCUCCGGCCCAAUGACCCGCUGCGCCCAUUCCUUCAAGCAAAACAACGCCAAUAACACUAACAACAACAGCAAUAGAAACAAUUCUAGCAAUGUUAACAACAGCAGCUCAUCCAACAAUCAGCAUGAGGUCAUCGACCUCAAUCUCAACUCCCCCAGAUCUGAAUCUGCCCGUUUCCGCCGAAGCAGCGGCGCAGAGGGUUCAUUUGAGGAGGAAGAUUUCGUCGCUGAGCGUGGACUUGGGGGGAUUCGGGAUCGAAUUGAAGGGGGAGGGGAAGCUGGGGCAUCUUGUGGUUUGAUGGGAUUUGAUGAUGGUUUUUGUUGA
Molecule: messenger RNA, 414 nt
Organism: Salvia hispanica
Lineage: Eukaryota; Viridiplantae; Streptophyta; Magnoliopsida; Lamiales; Lamiaceae
Source: RefSeq, a predicted model, not a curated record